Molecule: messenger RNA, 1547 nt
Organism: Perognathus longimembris pacificus (Pacific pocket mouse)
Lineage: Eukaryota; Metazoa; Chordata; Mammalia; Rodentia; Heteromyidae
Gene: Ap4m1
Product: adaptor related protein complex 4 subunit mu 1
Exons: 15
Coding region: 122-1483 (453 amino acids)
Biological process (GO): Golgi to lysosome transport; protein targeting
Cellular component (GO): clathrin adaptor complex; trans-Golgi network; cytoplasmic vesicle
Source: RefSeq, a predicted model, not a curated record
GCCGGCUUGGGCGGAGGAGAGUCGCUCUUAAAGGGCUAGCCUACGUUCGUCCUUUUGUUCCUGGCCCGAAGGCGGGGCAGCCCAACUUUAACCGUCCUUCGGUCUAGUCUCCAGAACGGCCAUGAUUUCCCAGUUCUUCAUCCUGUCGUCCAAGGGGGACCCGCUUAUCUAUAAAGACUUUCGCGGGGACACUGGUGGUCUGGACGUGGCCGAGCUCUUCUACCGGAAGCUGACGGGACUGCCUGGGGACGAGUCCCCGGUUGUCAUGCAUCACGGUGACAGACACUUCAUUCACAUCAGACACAGCAGCCUCUAUUUGGUGGCUACUACUUUUGAAAAUGUCUCUCCCUUUGGCCUGCUAGAGUUGCUCUCCAGGUUAGCCACUCUCCUGGGUGAUUACUGCGGCACUAUCAGCGAGGGGACCAUUUCCCGCAAUGUGGCUCUUGUCUAUGAACUCCUAGAUGAGGUUUUGGACUAUGGCUAUGUACAGACUACAUCCACAGAGAUGCUGAAGAACUUCAUUCAGACAGAAGCUGUGGUCAGCAAGCCUUUCAGCCUCUUUGACCUCAGCAGCGUUGGCUUGUUUGGGGCGGAGACCCAACAGAGCAAAGUGGCCCCCAGCAGUGCAGCCGGCCGCCCAGUCCUGUCCAGCCGCUCUGACCAGAGCCAAAAGAAUGAAGUUUUUUUGGAUGUUGUAGAGAGACUGUCCGUGCUGAUAGCAUCUAAUGGCUCCCAGCUGAAGGUGGACGUGCAGGGAGAGAUCCGACUCAAGAGUUUCUUGCCCAGUGGCUCUGAGAUACGCAUCGGCUUGACAGAAGAGUUUUGUGUGGGCAAGUCAGAACUGAGAGGUUAUGGGCCAGGAAUCCGAGUUGAUGAAGUCUCAUUUCACAGCUCUGUAAACCUGGAAGAGUUUGAGUCUCAUCGGAUCCUCCGCUUGCAGCCUCCUCAGGGCGAGCUGACUGUGAUGCGGUACCAACUGUCCGAUGACCUCCCCUGCCCGCUACCCUUCCGGCUCUUUCCCUCUGUGCAGUGGGACCGAGGCUCAGGCCGGCUCCAGGUUUAUCUGAAGUUACGCUGUGACCUGCCCCCAAAGAGCCAAGCUCUCCACGUCCGACUGCACCUUCCCCUGCCCAGAGGGGUGGUCAGCCUGUCUCAAGAGCUGAGCAGCCCGGAGCAGAAGGCAGAGCUGGGAGAGGGGGCCCUGCACUGGAACCUGCCCCGGGUACAAGGAGGAUCUCAGCUCUCAGGCCUUUUCCAGAUGGAUGUCCCUAGCCUGCCAGGGCCUCCCAGCCAGGGGCCUGCCACCUCUGCACCCCCGCUGGGGCUAGGCCCAGCCAGCCUCUCCUUUGAACUCCCCAGGCACACGUGCUCAGGCCUCCAAGUUCGAUUCCUCAGGCUGUCCUUCAGCCCUUGUGGAAACGCCAAUCCCCACAAGUGGGUGCGUCACCUAAGCCACAGUGAUGCCUACGUCAUUCGGAUCUGAGGCUGCCUAGACCAUGAUGCGGGCAGCAAAGGCAGCAGGCAGUUGAAAAAGAAAAGGACGUUUU